AUGUCUUCGGUCUGGAACCCCGACAAUGUACGCGACGUGGCCGAAUCGGUGGGCAUCGCCUCACUUGCCGACAAUGUGGUCGAAGAGCUGGCACGCGACGUCGACUUCCGCUUGGCACAGGUGCUAGAGGAGGCCCUCAAGUUCAUGCGACACGGGAAGCGGACUACGCUGAGCACACAGGAUAUAUCCAAUGCCCUCAAGGUGUUGAAUGUGGAGCCCCUCUACGGCUACGAGUCUACCCGACCGCUGCGCUUCGGUGAGGCUUCGCUGGGGCCCGGCCAGCCCUUGUACUAUGUCGAAGACGAAGAGGUCGAUUUCGAGAAGCUCAUCAACGCCCCACUGCCCAAGGUGCCACGGGAAAUCACCUUCACGGCACACUGGCUCGCUGUCGAAGGGGUCCAGCCUUCGAUACCUCAGAACCCCAACACCAACACCGGCGAUCUCUUGCCCAAGGGACCCAACGCGAAUCCUCACUUGGCCGCGGCUAACGGCCUGGACAACGUCAACGUCAAACCGCUCGUCAAACAUGUGCUAUCCAAAGAAUCGCAAGAGCUUUUCAACAAGCUGUCGGGCGCCCUCAUCGACGAGACGAACAUCGAAUGGCAGAACGCGGCACUUGCUGCGAUCUCGACGGAGCCGGGCAUUCACCAGCUGACGACCUACCUCCUUAGCUUCAUAGCCGAGAAGGUUACACACAAUAUGAAGAACCUGUUCAUCUUGACACAGAUGAUGCGUGCCGCAGAGGCGCUGUUGAAGAACCAGGCCAUCUACCUCGAUCCCUACGUGGCAUACAUGGUACCGCCCAUCCUGACGUGCUGCACAGGCGGCAAGGUAGGACCAGCAAACCCUGCGCCAUCCAACGCCUCUUCAGAGACGCUGAACGGAACCAUACCCGACCACAACCGUGCUACCCAAGAUGCAUUCUACCUGCGAACGCUUGCAGCCCACCUCCUCAAAGACAUUUGCCGGAAGCACGCGUCGUCGAAUCAAGGCCUCAAGGCACGAAUCGCACGCACCUGCCUGAAGCAGUUUAUGGAUCCCGACAAAUCAGUCGGAACACACUUUGGCGCUCUACAAGCGUUGCUCCUCGUCCUAGGCGCCGGUGACGCACUGAGAGGACUCAUCCUACCGAACAUUAAGAUGUACAACGAUGACUUCCUCUCUAAAAAGCUCGCCGACGAGAGCACGAGGCACGACACUGAGAUACUGCUUGCAGUACUCGUGGGCUCCUUCCCCGCCCUGGUACCCAAAAGCAUGAGAGAGCGGAAACAGAGGGAACAACAUGAGGGAACAUACACAGCACCAGACCUUGACGACGUCCGAGAGCAACUCGUCAGCAAGGUCGGCAAUCUCGUGGCCGCCCACUUGAUUGAGAAGAAGAUGGAUCUCGAAGUGCAAGAGAUCCUUAGGAAGGACUUUGACAUUUGA
Alternaria incomplexa is the source of this 1428-nucleotide messenger RNA. RefSeq lists its product as uncharacterized. The record is from RefSeq and is a predicted model, not a curated record. NCBI's taxonomy places the organism in Eukaryota, Fungi, Ascomycota, Dothideomycetes, Pleosporales, Pleosporaceae. The transcript has a single exon. Gene Ontology annotation, molecular function: protein heterodimerization activity; transcription coactivator activity; RNA polymerase II general transcription initiation factor activity. Bases 1 to 1428 code for a protein of 475 amino acids. Gene Ontology annotation, cellular component: SLIK (SAGA-like) complex; transcription factor TFIID complex; SAGA complex. Gene Ontology annotation, biological process: transcription initiation at RNA polymerase II promoter; RNA polymerase II preinitiation complex assembly.